AUUCAUUUCUCAUUACUUGACGCAAACGCUUACCCAUUUUUAACGCUCCCUCUAAUUAAAAAUAACCGAGUUACGCAAGCCCAAGGCUAAAAAAUCUGGCAACAGUUCACCGAUUGAUUGCGACAAUGGAAGACGAUUUCCUAGUCCAAGUUUUAAAUUUGUACAAAAACCAAAAAUGGAAAGAAAUUAUCGAGUUAAACAAAGUUGACAAUGCGGUGGCGGCUCGUAAACUACUGUGGGUUUGGCCUAGUGAAAGCAAUUUGCAAAUGAUGGACAGUACGAUUCGUCAGUUUAGUUUGUACGGUGUUAUUUCAAUUGGUUGCGGGUGCGGCCUGUUUGAGUGGCUUUUGGGGCAAUUUUCUGGGUUGACGGUAAUUGGGUACGAAGUGAAUCAAGAGUGGUGGUCAAGCCGGUACAGCAACCCCCAGUUCAUUAAACUCAAUUUUCCUGAUCAACCCCCAACCCCUGAGAUUCUUUUCCCCGAUUACGCCCUUUUAUUCUGUUAUUUCAACGACGGGAAGGCCUUUCGGGAAUAUAUCAGUUGCUACAAAGGCAAUCUGGUGUUUAUUAUAGGGCCAGGAAUCGGGGCUGGACGUCACACUGACCCUCAGCCCUUUAGUCCCGAUUUUGGGUCAAGUGACUGGAUUUUGUACAAAUCGCAAGAAGUGAGGGACACUGGGGAUUUUAUCGCAGUUUACGUUCGGGAAAAUUAUUAAGUUAAUUAGAUAAAUAAAAUCUAUUUUAAC
Molecule: messenger RNA, 746 nt
Organism: Tribolium castaneum (red flour beetle)
Lineage: Eukaryota; Metazoa; Arthropoda; Insecta; Coleoptera; Tenebrionidae
Exons: 2
Coding region: 126-716 (196 amino acids)
Source: RefSeq, a predicted model, not a curated record